UUCGCAGCAUCACCCUUUACACUGCACAGUCAUAUUUGGUCCUCCGGAAAUAUCCACAGCUUGGGUAAGCCAGUCCCUAUGCAGCGAGAGUAUGGGUGGAGUAUAGUUUAAAAUACAGUUUUUAAAUGUAUCGAAAGCGUGUCCGGUGCGUGUUACGCCGGCUCUGACAGCACGGCUGGAAUAAAUGACAGCUCACCGGGAAAGUUUGUCCUAAAGCUGCGCUCGCGGUAUCUCGGACCCUCGGCUCUAAAAUGGCUGGCUGUGGGUCCGAGGAAGCUCCGGUGCAAGGGGAAGGAUCCGCUCCACGCCACGACUGUGUGUAAAUAUACAUGGGGGUUUUUUUUUCUACUCCGACGCGCGCGUUUGCGACGGCGUUGUCCCAGGUCCGAGAGCCGUCAGGGCGCACACGCGGAAUAAUAAUAACGUUGGCAUUUCGGACCUAGGACUGUGCGUAAUGGCGUCCUCCGCGGAUAGUUCUUCUCGGUUUAUAAGCAGAAAGGGGUUAGAACAGGCUGGUUCUUGCGAGCCUAACCGCGUAUGACUAAUGUUCUGAUGCGAAUUUUAUAAUGGAAGGUUUCAUCAUGUAUGAUGAAUGUGGACGGAAGAAGUGUAAGCCGGGAAAUGAAAUUUCACUCGCAUCAUUCGGACCCUUCUGUACUCCGGUGCGUUUUUUUUUUCAUUAUCGGUGAUCCGCCGAUUAGGAAUUGUGAGCUAAGAUUUGGGAUCAUGUAAAGUGACAGCACGUUUGCUGUUGAGGAAGAGGGUCAUACGAGUCGUUCAUCGUUUCGGCCCGAGGAUUUAGGCCAGCCAACUAAGGAUAUUUAUUUAAUAAUCUUCCUCUCCUGAAAUAUAACUAGGUAUGCCCCAAAAUGGAUUCUCAGUUGGCUUCAGUCCUGACCAGUGGCAGCCUGGAUGUCCAAAAUGGCAGCCAGUGUGGAGAGGGAUCAGGGCCAGUGACAGAGACUUUAUUGGACCCAAAGGACGAAACUGCACGCAGUACUGUACCAGGUAACCUCCAGCCAUGCCCUGUCACGGCAGCAGUGACCAUCAGACAAGAUGCUCUAUCAAUCAAUGGGAAAAAGCCAGAGGUGGGCGGGACUUUUGAGCCAGCCUCUCAGGAAACAACUAAGAUUGGUGGGCUCAGACAGCCAAUUACAGUAAAGUCUGGAGUGCCUGUUUUGCACAGCCAGCCAAUAAGAAUCAAAAUUGUUGUCCCUCCACGGUGCAAGAGGCCAAUCACAAACUCUGCUAUCAGCCUGACCAAAGACUUUGCUCUCUCAGAAUUUCAGGGACCCGUGUUGGUCUCUGCUGAAUCAAUGAAGAAACGUGAAAUCUGUGUGCCAGCUGUUAAAAAUGAAGGAGAAAUCAUGGAAGUUACUUACCAGAAGACUAAAGAAGAAGCCGAAUCAUUCCCUGAGACAGAAGCAGAGAGACGGGAUAAAGUGUGUAAAGACAGAGACGUUUUGGAUGUUAAAAUUGUCCACAUUGAUGGGUCGGAAACUCCUCUUCCUGCUAAUACAGUUAGGUUUUUAAGUCAGCCGAGGAUUAAAGAGGAAACUAAAGAGAGGGAAAUUCAGAAAAAUGUUCCUCUAAUUUUGCGAGAAAUGGACUUGAAGUGUUGCAAAACAUUCAAUGAGGUUGAAACGGAGGAGCAGACAGAACCGCUGGACCUGAGUUUGCCCAAGAAAAGGGAAAGCCGAGAGAGGAGAUACGGACGUUUCUUGGAUGACUCGGGCUGUGAGAGCUCUUUGAUCAUGGAGGUGGAUGAAUAUGAGGGAGAAGGAGACAGAGACAUAGUAGAAGAGGACGAUGAGGGAGGCGGCACAGAUACUUUUGAAGAUGCUCUUCUGUCUCCCUCUUUCUUUUCUACCUCUGUUUUGACCUCUCUCUCUUCGAUAGACUGUGACACUGAAAACCUUCUUCUCAUCGAUGACCAGGGAAUUCCGUAUACGCUCAAUCCGGAUGGACUCAAAGUGCCACAAGUCAAUGCUUCCAGGUCGGAGGAUUCUCAGUCUGAUCAUGCUAAUUCAGAAGAAGCAGAAGGAAAGGAGUCAUCGCUUUUGGCACCGUUAGCAGGUGCCAGCCAAAGUACAGAUAAUGCACUAAAUGCACCUUCUGAUGAUUUUUACCCCUCGCCACCCCCUAUCAGUGAUUCUUCAUCACUAGGUGAUGAUCAGGCUAAAGCUCCAGAAGUCUUCACAAGUUUGAUUACAAACUCGAAUCCUUCAGUGGCUGCAGAGCCGAGCGGUAAAGCUGUUCAGGAUGCCAGCUCUGUUUUGUCCCCUUCCUCUGGGAUAUCAGUCUCCACCCAACCCAUUCAACUUGUCGCAAAUCCUGCAGGCAAUGCUCCUGUUCUCCUCCUGUCCUCCUCCUCUUCUCACCUCUCCUCGGCUCCACUCGGUCUCUCUCUUCCCCUUUCAGUUACUCAGACUUCACAUGGUGCUUCCACUCCCAUGUUUCUUCUCCUUUCCUCUGUACCUUCUUCCUCUGGUGAGUCCACCGCUACCUCCACCCCUAUUGCUGUCCUCGACUCCUCGACCGGCCAGCUCUCCCAGAUUACUGCCGCAGCUCCGGUGUCCCUUCCUCUGUCCUCUGGUCAGGUCAGCACAUUGGGAUCGCCUCUUCCUACACUGUCUCACCCUGUCAUCAGACUCAGCCCCAAUAACCCCCCUGUCAUCCUGUCUGGCAUGAAUAACGUAAAUUCUGGCUCCGUUCUCACAUCUCUCACUGUCCCUUCAUCCACUAUUGCCCUGCAGGAUGACCACAGCUCAGUUCCUCUCAUUCAAACUCAGAUCAGUUACUCUGAAUCAAACCCUGGAAAUGAAGCCAUAUCUGCUCAAGAGGUCUCAAAUGAAAACAACAAGCCAUCAAAUUUUACAGCAUCGUCUCCGAGACCGCCGUCUGCUAGUUUGACCUAUGACUCUUUAUCUCAGCCCACCUCAGAAUUAGACGCCCAAUCACCUGACUCCAAAUCAGACCUUCACUCUGAACAUUUACCUCUGGAUGACCAUCUUUAUUUCUCUAACACGGCUGCUCCUACCUCCCCUUCUAUCGGACCUAUCCUGCCCCCUGGUAAACUUGACCCGCUAGAUCCACUCUCUCCAGAUCCGUCAUCCAACACCGCGGGCUCCCGAAGGGUGCUGUACUGCCAGCUGUGCCCGAGGGUCUUCUUUUACCUCUCCGACCUUGAGCGCCAUGCCAUCACCCAUUCGCAGAAGAAGCCUCAUGUUUGCCAGCAAUGCGGGAAAGCCUUCAAACGCUCCAGCCAUCUGCAGAGACACAAGCACAUCCACACAGGCCAGAGGAACUUUGUGUGCCCCAUCUGUGCCAAGCGCUUCAGGGAGGCAGGUGAGCUCCAGCGCCAUCAAAGGGUGCACACCGGAGAGAAGCCCUACCAAUGCCAGCUUUGCCACACGCGCUUUGCCGAGCGCAACACCCUCCGGCGGCACACCAAACGCAAGCACCCCUACCACCAAGUAGCCAUGGAAAUGCUUAACGAGAGAAGAGACAGAGGAGGCAGCCGAGGAGACGGAGGAGGCGGUGGUGCGUCAGGAGUCCAGGAGGAAGAGGAGAGCGCUGAAUGGUACAGCUCCACUGUGUCUAAUUUGGAUAACUCAGAGUCUGAGAUGGAAACGUAACACUUUAAAGUAAAGGGAGUUAGGGGAGAAGUGCUGUUGAUCAUAUCUAACUACAGUUAGACUCUGAUCUUUUCUUUUUAUUGACUAAGAAUCAAAGAAGGGAGCACUUUCAUAUUUAUUGUUUUUAAUGUUAAUUUAUUUAUAUGAAUGUAUAUUACUCCCAUUCCAUUUUAAGGGCCAAAACGCAGCCUUCAAAGUCAGAUGUGAUUUUGAAUUAAGGGAAAACUCAUUCUUGAAGUCAUGUUUUCUUUAUGUGUGUGUGUGUGUGUGAAUUCAUAACAUUAAUUAAAACGCUAACAAGCCCUCAUGAAGUUGCGUUCCCAUGCAAUCCACGAUGAAACCCUAAAGUGCUCGAAAAAGAAAGAUAGCUUAUGAACUCUAAACAAUCCUCUGCUCUAGUCGUGUGUAUAAAGAGUACUACUUGUAAGAGCUGCACUUCUGCACUAUCUCAUAUGAAAGAUAUAAUCUUUCCUACCGUCAGACACACUGUGAGUAAUUUGCACUCGUUUUCUUUGAACUCAAAGUUAUUUUUUUUACAUUGUGUAUGAAAACGCUUAAUUUUAAUUUCGUUGCCGCUGUUGAUCUUCUGUAUUUAAUCCACAUCCUGUAAGAGUUUGACCAAAUGUUUUUUGAGUUAUUCUAAUAUAAACUCUAUAUUCAGAUUUUUUUUUUGUUUAAAUUUUGAAU
Molecule: messenger RNA, 4325 nt
Organism: Oreochromis aureus
Lineage: Eukaryota; Metazoa; Chordata; Actinopteri; Cichliformes; Cichlidae
Exons: 4
Coding region: 870-3638 (922 amino acids)
Biological process (GO): regulation of transcription by RNA polymerase II
Cellular component (GO): nucleus
Molecular function (GO): RNA polymerase II transcription regulatory region sequence-specific DNA binding; DNA-binding transcription factor activity, RNA polymerase II-specific
Source: RefSeq, a predicted model, not a curated record